AUGCCCGAAACACGCGUCCAUACCGACUUCGCUGCCUCAAUCUGCCACAGGGUUACUGGUGCGGCCGAGCCUCUCAUCGAGGACUUCCGAUCCAGGGGUACCCCCGAUAUCGAGCUGAAGGGCAAGUCGAAAUCGCGAUCCAAGAAGGUUCUUGACAUUGCCUGGGGUCGUUUCCCCCUCGAGACGAACCCUCCUAUUGUCGCCGAGGUUGCCUACUCCCACCCCAGCGGACCCCAGGACCUCGAAAUCCUGAAGGUGAUGCAGCCAGACGGCUUCGCGAAGAUUUUGAUGGACUGGAAACCGUUCAGCGCCGAUGCGAGCUUGUCGCUCUACUUCUCCGACAUGGUCAGGGAUACGUCGGACGUUCCUCACGGACAGGUUCGCCAGUGUUUCGACUCCCAUGAACACUCCCACGACGAUCUCGCAAACAUCCACAUUCCAUUCAGCGAGCUUCGAGACAUGCUUAGAGUCGCCAUCGCCACCGCCAUCCAGGACCGCGAUAUCCCUCACGACGGUGAUGAGUCGGAGGAGGAGGCAGAUAUGGCAGACGGAGAUAUUGAUGGCCACACAUCCAUAGACGAGGAACAUCUCCCAUUAACUCCUUAUGACGCCAGCUCGCGCAAGUCCUUCAACACGUUCCUGAUCAACCAGACGAUGAACUUUGUGCAGGCCGUCAUCGACACGACGCGGCGGUACUGGGGCGUUUUGACGGUCGAAGACGGGUCUCGGGGCGCUCCACACGAGAUUUUGACGGUGCUAAAUAGCCAUCUAAGUCGACCCCAUGGAUUAUCCUUAUCGUCCCCAAACCUCCCACAGCCCAGAUCUCCCCCUCCCCUUCCAUCGCCUUACUUGCCGCUUGACAUCUUGCUCGUUAGCGACGACCCGGUCAGCUCGCCGUUACACACAGGCAUCUUGUCCGCGGAUCUCGCACCAGGCGCGAUGCUAGCCAGAUCGCACACCGGCAUCUCGGUACACAAAUCGACCACGCUGCGGGUCGUCAUCUUCAUCCAGCCAGACCAUAUCCCGGCUGCUGCUCUACCCCUCCCCCGGGACGCCUGUGCUCUGUCCGCCUCGGCCAAGUCUCCCUCGGCGAAAUCAGCCCCGACGCACUUAACCCAGAAGUAGGGGUCCCGGUCGACGCCCUCUAGCACCUCUGUCACGAAACAGGGAUGGUAUCAGCACUUGUCAAGCAUCUUGCCACGUGCUUUCUCACGUGGAUAUCACAUUCUCUUAGUCUAUAGACUGCUCUCAUGUGCUCAUUCCAGAUGGGUUACUUCAAGCCACUUUAACCCACUUCAUAUGACCAUUGCUGCGUGCCAUAACUCGUGACAACCUCUGCAUCAGCAAACAGGAACGCGCGCUGGUUAGGGCUGUCGCGCAUGAGGGGUAGCGACUGGCCGUUGCCGUUGUCAUCGUCGUCUCAGGAGCUGCGACUGGUCACCGCCGCCUGUUUGUAAAUCUUGCGCACCUCGCCCAUGGUCAUGUCCGCGAGCAGGGCGGCGUCGGAGCGGGCGUCGAGGACGAA
Messenger RNA from Colletotrichum godetiae, 1525 nucleotides. RefSeq lists its product as uncharacterized. The record is from RefSeq and is a predicted model, not a curated record. The transcript has 5 exons. NCBI's taxonomy places the organism in Eukaryota, Fungi, Ascomycota, Sordariomycetes, Glomerellales, Glomerellaceae. The coding region runs from base 1 to 1125 and encodes 374 amino acids.